AUGUCUGAGCUCCUCGCCGCCGCCAAGGCCGGCGACGUCGCCUCGAUCAAGCGGCUCGUCCAGGGCGGCGCGAACGUCAACGAACAGAACCCGACGGUCGGCGCGACAGCGCUCGUGUACGCCGCGCAGGCUGGCCGCACCGAGGCGGUGCAGGCGCUGAUUGAGCUGCGAGCGAACCCCGGGCUGACCACACGCAAGGGCAAGACCGCGCUCGUCGUGGCACAGGAGAAGGGCCACGCCGCUGUCGUCUCACUCCUGCAGCAGGCGGCUGCGGCACCGGCCGUCUUUGGAGCUCCUCCCGCGGCGGCACC
Messenger RNA from Emiliania huxleyi CCMP1516, 311 nucleotides. RefSeq lists its product as hypothetical. Lineage: Eukaryota; Haptophyta; Isochrysidales; Noelaerhabdaceae. The annotation marks the transcript as partial. The transcript has a single exon. Gene Ontology annotation, biological process: piRNA processing. The record is from RefSeq and is a predicted model, not a curated record. Gene Ontology annotation, molecular function: protein binding. Gene Ontology annotation, cellular component: pi-body.